Molecule: messenger RNA, 600 nt
Organism: Aureobasidium pullulans EXF-150
Lineage: Eukaryota; Fungi; Ascomycota; Dothideomycetes; Dothideales; Saccotheciaceae
Product: RNA-binding domain-containing protein
Exons: 2
Coding region: 1-600 (199 amino acids)
Molecular function (GO): RNA binding
Source: RefSeq, a predicted model, not a curated record
AUGUCGGACAACGAAGUACCACCGAGACCCGAGGAGGAGCAGCCCGUCAACGACGACGAGACCAACGAUGAGGAGGAGAUUGCAGCAAUGAAGAAGCGCGUGCAAGAGAUGGAAGCCGAAGCACAGAAGCUGCGCGAGAUGCAGGCCAGCUUGGACCAGCAGCAGGACGGUCUGCGCGAGAGCAAAGAAGACAUCGACUCGCGCUCCGUCUUCGUCGGCAACGUCGACUACGGCGCAUCACCUGAGGAGAUUCAGGCACACUUUGGCAGCUGUGGUCCCAUCAACCGUGUCACCAUCCUGCUUGACAAGUUCACCGGCCACCCCAAGGGUUACGCCUACGUCGAAUUCCAGGAGCCCAGUCUUGUCGCCAAUGCCAUCGUUCUUAACGAGAGCGUAUUCAGAGGCCGCAACCUGAAGGUCGUCCCCAAGCGUACCAACCUUCCCGGCCUGGCAAGAGGCGCUGCUGCUGCUGCCGGUGGUCGUGGUGGUCGCGGACGUGGUCGCGGUGGCCCCAUGGGAUUCGGCGGUCCUCCUGGUUUCGGCGGUGGUCGCGGAGGCUUUGGCGGCCCACCUCCAUUUGCCCCCCGCGGUGGCGGGUAA